Molecule: messenger RNA, 1470 nt
Organism: Puccinia graminis f. sp. tritici CRL 75-36-700-3
Lineage: Eukaryota; Fungi; Basidiomycota; Pucciniomycetes; Pucciniales; Pucciniaceae
Exons: 3
Coding region: 1-1470 (489 amino acids)
Biological process (GO): DNA integration
Molecular function (GO): nucleic acid binding
Source: RefSeq, a predicted model, not a curated record
AUGUCUACUUUUGGGGACGAGUUCCAGCCCAUUAUUGAAGAGUUGAUUGAAUUGGGAAACAGUAAUCAUCAAAUAAUUAACCAUUUGAAAGAAUCUUACUCCAUCUUCAUAUCUGAACGAACCUUGAGUCGACGAAAGGCAGAAUGGGGUCUAAGCCACCAUGCGAUACAACAGACAUCCCAGCUUGAAGAAGACAUUCGACGAUACUUCCAUCAAGGGCUUACAAAUGCUCAAAUACAUCAUACGCUCUCCUCAAAGCAUGGAUAUGUCCAUUCCCAACGAACACUAGAGAGAAAGAUUCAACACAUGGAGCUCCAACGUCGAAAGGAGGAUCUAGAGAUUGACGAUGAUGAAGGAAUGGACGUUGUAAUAGAAUGUGUCAAGAAAAUUCACGAAACACCUGAAGGCCAUAACGUUGGUUAUCGUAGGCUGAAGCAAUUGCUUCAGACUAGGUAUGGAAUCAAUAUCCAUCUAUCAACGGCUGCUGCAAUCAACCGUGCCUUGGACCCAGAGGGUGUCGACAGAAGGUCAAAGAGGGUUCUCAAGCGUCGUGUUUUCAAUGUUGCCGGCCCAAAUUUUAUCUGGUCAGCCGAUGGCCAUGAUAAAUUGAAGAAGUUUGGAAUCACUUUGUACGGAUUCAUUGAUGCUUGGAGUCGUAAGGUCUUGGCAAUCUUUGUUCACACUACCAACAACAAUCCUCGACAUAUUGGAUAUUACUAUCUUCAAUUAGUCAAACGGGAGGGUGGCAUCCCACGUCUAACAACCACCGAUCGAGGCACUGAGACAAUCGAGAUGGCCGGACACCAAAUAAAUCUUAUGCGUCAAUUUGGAAUCGAUUACGACUUAGACCCAGAUCAAUCUCAUCGAUUCACCAAAAGCACACAUAAUCAAAAAAUAGAAUGCCUCUGGUCUCAGUUGAUGAAACAAUACAACGGCGAACUUAUAAGUCAAUUAUAUGAAGCUGAUGAAAAAGGUUACUAUGAUCCUGAAGACCCUGUAGAUCAUCUCCUUUUUAUAUAUCUAUGGGUACCUCUUUUGCAGGAUAGUCUGAACGAAUGGAUCAAUAACUACAACUCAUACAAGAGGCGUCGUGACAGGAAGAGCAUGCUUCCUAGUGGAUGCAGUGCAAACAUGUGUUACGAAAACCCCGAAGACCACGAUUCUGAACAAGGACUGAUACCCAUCGACAUAUCUGUGGCUCUGGAGCUAGAGAACGAGCAUUACCCUGAUGCCAAAGAUCUAACUUCUACUUGCCCUGAAUGGUUCAGCGAAAUAGUCGACCUUCUAAAACUGGAAAUGGAGCUCAACUGUCCUGAAACUGACACUCAGAAUGUUUGGAGUGUACUUUCUUUGUUAAGAUCUGCCAUCCAACUUUACGACUCUGCCUGGUUGGAUGAUAUCACAAAUGAUCCUGAAGAAACAAUUGCUGCCCGUGCAUACUUGUUAUAUGAUAUAGAUUCUACUACUUAA